AUGGAUUUCUCCGCCAAUGCCUGGGCUUCUUCAACUGAACAAUCUAACGCUCCACCAACUCAGACAACGCAAGCCACCCCUGCUUCUACCAACCCGUACAUGGAUAUAAUCAACAAGCUCGCCAGCGAAAUCGAAUCACUCAAAGCCAAUGCGCAAACCCAAACCGGUUCCUCCCAGUCAAACCAAGCUAAAGGCAAGAACAAGAAGCCAACUACGAAGUCAACCACCCCGAUUGCUCCUGCUGCCUCGUCGAGUUCUGCCGCAAAGAAGAAGCCACCGGUGCAAACAACUCCCAAAAGAGGACAGCGAGCCACUUCCGCCCCCCCCGAGUUCAUGAAUCAGCCAAAGACACCCAAGCCCCGCAAGCCAGUGGACGAGACUUACGUUGUGAAACCCUCCCCAAAGCAACAUCCCCAGCAAAUGCAAAAUGGGGACUUCCCUCGGGAAUUUUUGCCAACUAAGACGGCCUUAUUUGUCCACAUCAAGAUGCUCUGGGGCUUGUUGAAACAGGAUGCGGUUCCCUCACCCCCCGAGCUUGGCAUGCUUGAAGAGUUCUACAAGUGA
Puccinia graminis f. sp. tritici CRL 75-36-700-3 is the source of this 564-nucleotide messenger RNA. RefSeq lists its product as uncharacterized. NCBI's taxonomy places the organism in Eukaryota, Fungi, Basidiomycota, Pucciniomycetes, Pucciniales, Pucciniaceae. Bases 1 to 564 code for a protein of 187 amino acids. The record is from RefSeq and is a predicted model, not a curated record. The transcript has 2 exons.